CUUUUAAACAAAUAACAGAGGAACGAGGCGUGCCAUGGCUGCAGUGUUGUUAUUGGGCAGCACAUCUUUGACAGCAUCCAACUCUCGGGACAGCUCAGUGCUGUCCACCGGCCUGCAGCGGUUACAUUUGACUGUCCUCUAGCGCAUCUGACCAGGGACAUCUUCUAGCAGACACAGACCGCCGAGACAAGCAGGCAGAGACAGACUCAGUGACCCCAAAAAGAAGCAGGAAGUGUGUGAAACUGUCACGGGGAGCUUCAGCGAGGGUGAGCAGACUCAUCCCAGGCUCUUCUCACCAACCAUGUCAAACGAACGCACCCCUCUGAUCAACUCAGGGGUAUGUGGUCUGGCUGUGACCGCAGUGACAUGCGGCGCAGAGUCGGACGCCACCCCUGAAUCCGGCUCCGGGACGCCAAGUAAAGACCCUCGAAAACUCAACACUUUUUUUGGGGUGAUGGUGCCGACCAUCCUCUCCAUGUUCAGCAUUGUGCUGUUCCUGAGAACCGGGUUUGUGGUUGGUCACGCAGGGCUGUUACAGGGUCUUCUGAUGGUGGUUGUAGCCUACACUAUUAUAUCUCUUACAAUACUCUCCAUCUGUGCCAUUUCCACCAACGGUGCUAUACAAGGUGGUGGAGCCUACUACAUGAUAAGCCGGUCUCUUGGCCCGGAGUUUGGAGGAAGCAUUGGUUUGAUGUUCUUCCUGGCCAAAGUGUGUGCAUGUGGAGAGUAUGUUCUUGGUCUUGUGGAGGCGAUACUUGAUGUAUUCGGUGCAGAUCCUGAGUCGUCUGUAUCUCAGGGGAUUCGGGUGCUCCCUCAGGGGUACUGGUACUCACUGCUCUACUCAUCAGUCAUCCUUCUGCUGUGUCUGCUCGUGUGUCUGGUGGGCGCCAAGAUCUACUGCCGCACCGCCUUCGCCAUCCUGCUGGUGGUCACCGUAUCCUUGCUGUCCAUUUUCAUCAGUUCUGUGGCGGUCAAGCCUCAUGAAUUCGUCAUCACCCACAAGGGACCUGGCAACGAAACCCUGCGUUACAACGCCAGUUACACAGGCUUCAACGCCACCACGCUGAGGAACAACCUGGGCUCUGGUUACUCUUUGGACUACAGCACCAACUCUGUCAUGUCGUUUGCCACCGUGUUUGCUGUCAUGUUCACCAGCUGCACUGGCAUCAUGGCCGGAGCCAACAUGUCAGGAGAGCUGAAGACUCCGAGUGUCUCCAUCCCUAAAGGCACCAUCGUAGCCGUUUUUUACACUUUCACGGUCUACGUCCUCCUCUUCAUUUUGGUCAGCGCCACCUGUGACAGGACCCUGUUGAUUCAGGAUUAUGGGUUCCUCCAGAGAAUAAACCUCUGGGGGCCGUUCAUCACCAUCGGGAUUUACUGCGCUGCUCUGUCAGCUGCAAUGUGCUCUAUGAUCGGAGCGUCCCGUAUCCUCCACGCUCUUGCUCUGGAUCACCUCUUUGGUUUACCAUUAGCCCCAGCUGCCCACACAUCAAGCUCGGGGAACCCGUGGGUGGCAGUGCUGUACACCUGGGGUCUGGCACAGUGUGUAGUGUUUGCAGGCCAGCUUAACGCCAUAGCAAGUUUGGUGACUGUUUUCUACUUACUUGCCUACGCUGCGGUUGACCUGGCUUGUUUGGCUCUUGAGUGGGCGUCGGCACCAAAUUUCAGGCCGACCUUCCAGCUCUUCUCCUGGCACACUUGCCUGCUGGGCAUCCUGAGCUGUUUAGUGAUGAUGUUCGUCAUUAACCCCGUGUACUCCUCAGGCAGCAUCGUCCUCCUGUUACUGCUGCUGCUUUUCCUCCACUACAGAUCGCCCACCAGCAGCUGGGGCUACAUCAGCCAGGCUCUUAUUUUCCAUCAGGUGCGCAAAUAUCUGUUAAUGCUGGAUGUGAGGAAAGACCACGUCAAGUUCUGGAGGCCGCAGGUGUUGUUAAUGGUGGCCAACCCUCGCUCUUCCUGUCAGCUCAUCCUGUUUGUCAAUCAGCUGAAGAAGGGAGGACUGUAUGUGUUGGGCCACGUGCAGCUGGGAGAUCUGGACUCUCUGCCGUCAGACCCGAUCCAGCAGCAGUACAACUUUUGGUUGAGCCUAGUUGAUAAACUCGAUGUGAAGGCGUUUGUAGACCUGACGCUGUCUCCCUCCGUCAGACAGGGAACACAGCAUCUACUGCGCAUCACAGGUCUAGGUGGUAUGAAGCCCAACACACUGGUUUUAGGUUUCUAUGACAGCUGCACUCCUGAGGACUUCUUCCUACAAGAUUCUGCGUUCUGUGACCCUUCCAUCGGACAAGGGAGCGAGGGCGAAUACAAUUUUGGGGUGGAUUUGCCUUCAUUACAGGCCCAUUUCCCCCCAGUGCGACAUGUUGAGAGCCCAAGGUGGCUGUCACCAGAGGAGUACGUAGGGAUAAUUUCUGAUGCCCUGAAAAUGAACAAGAACGUGUGCCUUGCCCGCUAUUUCUUCCAGUUAGAGGGAGAGGAUAAAGACAGCAAGGUGGACGGGUCGGAGCGGACAAUAGAUGUGUGGCCCCUCAACCUGCUCCAGCCAGGCAGCCGUGAUUAUGAGGACGUGUGCAGCCUCUUCCUGCUGCAGAUGGCCUGCGUGCUCAACAUGUCCAACAAAUGGCGCCAUGCGAGGAUGAGAAUCUUCUUAAAUGUGGAGACUGAGUCCAGCGACCAGGGCUGGGUGGUAAACGAAGAGACAUUCCGAGAGUUGCUGAGGAAGCUGAGGAUUAGGGCGUCAAUAAAGAUCGUGCCGUGGGACUCUGUGGUGCAGCACCACGUUCAGCCAGACGGGGAGGCCCCUGCAGAGCUGACGCAAGCUCUGUCUGAGGACUUCUUGUCUUCAGUGAACUCUAUGUUGAUGGAGCACAGUUCGCAAGCCGCUGUUCGCUUCCUGUAUUUGCCUCGACCUCCUGCUCAGCACAGCCAGGCACAGCAGUACUUGGCUCAAGUUGAAGCAGUGACCAACAGUUUAGGGCCAACGCUGCUGAUUCACGGUGUCACUCCGGUCACGUACACUGAUCUGUGAGCAUGUGCGGUCAUGAGUUUUGUUCACUGAUAUUCUAGGUGCAGCAAAGUCUUACCUGUGUAAAUAGAAACUCUGGUUACAUGUAAAAAUUAACACAGUAUGUAGCACCAGUUACUAUUGGUUUUCCUGAUACAGCUUUUUUAUUCUUGUUUUACUCUAGCUUACUAAAGGACCAUAGUCGGUUUGAGUGCAUUUUUAAAAUAUGCCACUUGAGGUUUUUGCAUUUAAAUAGGAUAUUUUCCUAUUGACUUAUACUUGAACGGGCUUGGUGAAUGAGCCUAGAAAUGGGGAAAUACUAACUAACUAAUUUUUUGUGGAUGUGAAUUAUGUUAACCUCUUGUUUGCAUUAUCUGAGGUUCCGUUCUUCCAUAUUAGACAGAAAUUAUAAAUGUGUCAAAGACUUAUGAGAACAAAAAGCAAUUUGUUUGGAACAAUACGGGUUGUCUAAGACAAUUAAUAUAGAAAUAUCUAUAUAAACGUUCAGGGAUGAAAGGAUGAAUUUUGAUGCCAUUUGACCAUGGUAAAGGGAUAGCUCAGAUUUUUUGAAGUGGGCUUGAAUGAGGUACUUAUGCAUAGACAGUAUGUUACAUUCAGUAGAUGUCUGUCAGCAUGCCCCCAGUUUGGAGAAGCAGGAUGGAGUUGGACAUGGAAGCUAAACAAUGUACUGCUGUCUCAACAAAAAAGUUAGUUAUCAGUUUAAGUUUACUUGGUUCUGGGAGUAUUUUUACUGCCUUUACCUUAUUGUCAGACAGUGAUUUCCAACGGGAAAAUAAAGCUGUUACAUUGUUUCUACAAAGUCAGACUCUGUUGAGAAAAACAGUGAUUUAUCAUUGCUGAACACAGUAGCUGCUGCUCUACUGCUGCUUCUAUC
This is a messenger RNA of Plectropomus leopardus (leopard coralgrouper), 3896 nucleotides long. RefSeq names its product solute carrier family 12 member 9 (gene slc12a9). NCBI's taxonomy places the organism in Eukaryota, Metazoa, Chordata, Actinopteri, Perciformes, Serranidae. Gene Ontology annotation, biological process: cell volume homeostasis; chloride ion homeostasis; potassium ion homeostasis. Gene Ontology annotation, molecular function: potassium:chloride symporter activity. The record is from RefSeq and is a predicted model, not a curated record. Gene Ontology annotation, cellular component: membrane.